Exaiptasia diaphana is the source of this 1252-nucleotide messenger RNA. RefSeq names its product ornithine decarboxylase antizyme 1. The record is from RefSeq and is a predicted model, not a curated record. Gene Ontology annotation, molecular function: ornithine decarboxylase inhibitor activity. Gene Ontology annotation, cellular component: nucleus; cytoplasm. Lineage: Eukaryota; Metazoa; Cnidaria; Anthozoa; Actiniaria; Aiptasiidae. The transcript has 5 exons. The annotation marks the transcript as partial. Gene Ontology annotation, biological process: positive regulation of protein catabolic process.
ACUGCCAAAGGCAGUCAGAUUUUAACAAUUUCGCCAAAAGGCAAAAAGGAAAACCAAGACCCCAACCAAAAGCUGCCGGGGAAGACCUCUAAACAACCCUGGGCCCAAAAAUGUACCGUAUCUAUCACCUGCGACAAUGGCUGGAGUGGUAUUCCUGACGUCCGCUUCGAGGAAGGAUUAUCUUCCGCUGAAGGCGGGGGUGGAGAUGAUGAUGAUGACAGUAAUAUAUCCUUCUACACUCUUUUCCUAGAGAAAGAUGAGAAAGAUCCACAGAAGGAAUGUUCUCCACCCCCUAAGGCUGAGCUAAUCUCCUUCCGUGUAAGGACUGGAGACCAUGAAGUGGCAGAGUGGUGCUCUGUUCAUGUCAAUGGUUGUCUCUAUGUCCAUGUCCCUGAAGAUGAAAUGCUACCAGGAAGCAAAGAGUGCUUUGUGUCAUUGCUGGAAUAUGCUGAAGAGGAACUUGCCUGCACACAUGUGUUUGUGUGUCUUCUGAAAGACAGGCCAGACAGAGCAUCAAUGAUGAGAACAUUCAUGUUCAUGGGAUUCCAGACUGUUAAGCCUGGACAUGAAAUGUGUCCUGAUGAUCCUAAAUAUGUCUUUAUGGCAUACACUAUUGAUUAACAAAACCAAUUGAAUAAUUGAUCAACUUGUAGACAACAUCACAAGGUCCCAAAACUUCACAUCGUAAAAAAGUAUCAGUUCAGUGAGUUGUAGAUAUUGUAUGUCACAUUAUUUYAUUGCAUAAAAAUGCAUCUAAGCUUUUGUCUAGUAAGGGAUAGGUACAGUGUAAUGGUAGAUGAACAAAUUGUCAGGAUGACAUCUCUCUUUCUGGUCAAGUGGAUUAAAAGGUCUGACAACAGCUAAUUUGAUGUUUGAAAUUAUCUCUUUGGAGUGAGUUCACUUAGCUACAAUAGCUGUCAUGAGAAUUUGUUCAUUUUGUAUGUAGUCCACAUAGUGUAUCUGUUUAGAUUUCUAAACCUCAGUUAUUUGUCUAUUUAUCCUUUAAUACUAUUAUACAUUGUAUUCAUUUUCACAUGUAUUCAUUWUAAGUUUCCAAACACUAUAUCAUUAAAUUAAAUAUAUUUGAUUGUAAAAAGGUGCUAGGGUGAUUUUCUGUAGACUAGGAAACGAAAAUGACAAGUUUGUACCAGYACGAUGAGUUUGAAGUCUACUGAUUUAGUUGACAAAAAUUGCUAUUACAAAGAUAAAUGUAAUAUUUUGUGUUGAUAAAAAUAAAGAUUGUAUGAUUAUC